AUCCAGAUUAAUUGUCAAACUUCGGAUUAACUUCGUGUUCGCUCCAAACAAGCGACGAGUAGUAAAUAUCUCGCAGUGGUGGCUGGCGUGCAAAAAGCGCAAAAAAGUGCUAAGAUUUUUACAGAUUCUAGUGAAAACGAACAGGAAAUCGAAAAAUGUCCAGUGAGUCGGAUACCAGCGGCGAUGAAGGAGAUUUCUCUGAAAACGAAAAGCCACUGGCAGGUGCGACCGAGUAUUCCUCGGUACGCAUAUACACCGAACAGGAUAUGUUCCCCACGAAGAUAGAUCCUUUGUGUGAGAUUCCCGAUUGGCCACUGGCCACUUACUGGCCGGUGUUUUUGGGGGGCUUCCGGGUCGAAUCUUGGAUCGAAUCGACGUGGAGUGUGCAGAUUUCCAACUAUUUCGCCUGCCGGGGUCUUCUGACCAGGAUGAUGGUUUUCCCUCGCAGUCGCGAUGAUAUUUUCGAAAAAUACCAGCAAAAUGUUCUCAUGCUGGAUGCGCUGGUGUACUUCACUUCGAAAGAGGAUGCCAAGCGUGCGGUGGCUACCUGCCACCACCAGUUCUACUACGGAUACCGGCUGAAUGUCCUGCCGGGUCGAUUUCCACUGUACUACGAUCCGGUGAGAACCAUCCGAUUUCACAAGGUUGGCGUCGACCGAGUGGUGGAACGCAUCGUAUUGCGCAGCCUGUCGAAGUUUGGCGAUAUCGACUUCCUGGCGAGAUACCCUAGGGAUGACGUCGUAGUGGAGUUCGCUUCGGUCGAGGAUAUGCUGUGCGCACUGCGUAAUCAGAAGCGUUUGAGACCGCAAGAAGUGACGGGACCAACCCAGAAGCAACGCUUCGUCGAGCAGGACGUAAUCCGAGACAUCCAGGAUGCCAUGAGACAAAACUACGGCUUCAUGACUAUGCAACCGGAAAUGGAGGUUCUGGUGCAGCUGUUCACGGGACAGCAGCCAAACGUGAACACGUUAUGGAAUACGCAAAGGCCCCUCAAGACUCGCUUCUCGGAGAAGCGAAAAUAUUUUAAAAAGAGAAGAUUAAAUGGUUCUAAGUAUAGCAAACACCGUUGGGAAGCACAGAACGUGAUUGAAACUAAUAAAAUACUUCAAAAGCAUGGUCUUCCUCCAAUCUCAGGGCAGAACAUCAGUGGGCGGAUGCCGAAAAUGACGAAAGGUCAAAAGCGCCAAUAUCGGGCUAACAAAGCCAAAGAGACACAAAACUGGAAACGAAAGUUCAAAAAUAUCAAGAAGAUGAAGACCGAACCUGAUGCCGACGUAUCGGAUGCGAGAUAUUACGACAGUGCAUUCGACAAUGUCAAGAUAAAGAUCGAACCUGGAAGUAGUCAAGAUCCUGGCUACGGUAAUUCGGCAUUAGCAUUCGUCGACAGGACGCCUAGCACUUUCAAAAUAAAGAGCGAGCCUGGCAGCAGUGGAUAUCAAAUGAACAACGAUACAUCGGAAAUGAUGACGUAUGAUAAUGAGUGGCCAUCAACAAGCAGCGGUCGCGGAAAAAAGAGAAACCGUAAGAGAAAACGGAAUCCGUACGACAAGAACCCACCGAAUGAGACAGACCACCACCAGCAGCCGCCGGUUGUUGAUCGGGGCAAAUUGGUGUGGCGUAAUCCGAACAUGGUUUGCAACCACUGCGGUAAGCCGGGUCAUUUUAGGGAGAAUUGCUUCCAUCUCAGACGGUAGAUGUGUUGAAUGCGGUGAAGAGUAUAAAAGCCCAUUUUAGGUGAUCAUACAGUUUCAAUUUUUUAAGCUCUUUCGAGUAAAUUGAAUUAAUUUCUUUUUGUUUGCAAUUGAAAUCAGAAUGCGCUGCAUAAUGUGCUAAACAUAAGCAGUAAAUGAAAUGAAUAAAGUUUUGAAGUGAAA
Molecule: messenger RNA, 1874 nt
Organism: Aedes albopictus (Asian tiger mosquito)
Lineage: Eukaryota; Metazoa; Arthropoda; Insecta; Diptera; Culicidae
Exons: 8
Coding region: 156-1694 (512 amino acids)
Molecular function (GO): nucleic acid binding; zinc ion binding
Source: RefSeq, a predicted model, not a curated record